AUGGAAUCAUACAAGGAGCUCACUUGUGAGUUAUUGGCAUCGAUGAGGUACCACGAGUAUGAUGAGCUCGAUCGAGUUGACUUGGACCAAGGCUGGGGAUGGAUAACAUUCUUGGCAAAGGGAGAAAGGAAGAUUAUCACCUUUAGGCAGCUAGAGAUCUUUUUUGGCUUCACAUAUGGGGAAGGAACCCAUUGGGAUAUCAACGAGAAUGAGCUCCAACGUGUGUGGGCUACAAUCGCUGAAGGAGAGUUCUCUUCUUUAAGAUCUAAGGCUGCUCAGAUAAAGAGUCUUGUGCUGAGAUAUGUGCACAAAGCCCUUGCCAACACCUUCUUUGCAAGGAAGGCAACAGGGACGAUUAAUGAAGGAGAAGUUAAGCUACUUGACAUGGGGAUUAAGCCCAUCAUCUCACGCACCAGGGAUAGAAAGAAGCUCAGAGGAAGGAGGCUGAGCGUUGGAGGGAUAAUCACCCCUAUCCUCUACGCAGCUGGUGUCCAGCUAAACAAGAAGAAGGCAACUCCAGCUGGGUGGAUGGACCCCCUGUUUGAUUCUUAA
Molecule: messenger RNA, 552 nt
Organism: Microthlaspi erraticum
Lineage: Eukaryota; Viridiplantae; Streptophyta; Magnoliopsida; Brassicales; Brassicaceae
Source: the annotation of a GenBank genome assembly